AUGAAGAGCCGCGCCACCGGAAGGAAGUUGAAAGAAAAAAAGGAAAGAAAAUUCAAAAGAGAAAAAAACGGAAUAGAACAAGCCAAACUGGCAUACCUCAGUUUCCUAUGCGAAGAGGAUGACAUAAAUUUUUUUUGCACUUUUGAGAACGAAUGGGAACAGAACAACUCGCGCACAGAUGUCAAGGAAGCACCCCUCGCUUGUUACAACAACUUCAGUUUGCCCCCUUCUAAGAGUGACGCGGUGGAACACUCCUACCUCUACACGCUGCUCCAAAGUGAGGACUUCACUCGUGAUAAACGAUCAUGCUCAUCUGUGACAUUCAUUUUCGAUAAACUAUUUUUUCACUUCGCCGAUUUUGAUGAGCAGCUGCGUAGGGAUAUCCAUUUGGGGAGGUCCUUCCGAAAGGGGAAGAGGAGGAGGAGGAGCAGCAGCAGCAGGAGGAGAAGCAGCAGGAGGAGAGCUGCGAAAGAGGAGCCACCAAGGGGGGAGACCCAAAUGGGUGCCCCAAAACUGUGCGCAAAUAAAAAUCGCGUCUUCCCA
This is a messenger RNA of Plasmodium cynomolgi strain B, 543 nucleotides long. RefSeq lists its product as hypothetical. The record is from RefSeq and is a predicted model, not a curated record. The annotation marks the transcript as partial. The transcript has a single exon. NCBI's taxonomy places the organism in Eukaryota, Apicomplexa, Aconoidasida, Haemosporida, Plasmodiidae.